AUGCAAACAAACAAUCCAGAAGCUAGCACUACUCAAACAAACAAUUCCAAUCAAUCAACAAACAACCAACCAAUAAAUGAACUGUGCAGAGUCAGUUUCAAACCCCCCGAAUUCUGGAAAGCUGAGCCAGAACUAUGGUUUUACAGAAUUGAAUGUCAGUUCCGAACUGCUGGGAUUUCAACUGACGAUUGCAAGUUCGACUAUACAGUUGCCAGCCUAAACUGCGAAACACUUACGGAAGUAGCCGACCUUAUACGCAGUCCACCGGCAACAGACAAGUAUUCAGCACUCAAAAAUCGUUUAAUUAGCAGAUUUGCAGAUAACGAUACAGUCAGAAUCCAAAAACUGCUUGCAGGAGUUGCAUUGGGAGAUCAGAAACCUUCACAACUCCUACACAAAAUGCAGAGCCUAAAUAACAAUAAAUUACAAGACUCUGUCAUUAAAACUCUUUGGUUAGAGCAGUUACCAUCUACAAUGAAGGCCAUAUUAAUGGUAAGUGGCGAAGAUCUAACAAAAUUAGCUGAAAUAGCUGACAAAAUAAAUGAAACAUUAGACAGACCAGCAAACCUCUAUGGUAUGUCUAGUUUGGAAGAUCAAAUUAACCAAUUGAAGCAACAAGUCAAUAAAUUAACAACAGAACUCAAGAACAAGCCACAGAAGCAAGGAUCUUCACAGUCCACUAAUGAAAAUUGUUGGUACCACGAAAACUUUGGGAAGAAAGCAAAGAAGUGUGAAAAACCAUAUGUCAGUGUCCUUCCGUUAUCAAGGUUCCCAGGCAAUUCUGAUCCAAAUUUCAGUCUUUUAUCAGCCAAUGGAUCACUAAUUAAAACUUUUGGCAAGAAGGAAUUAACUAUCGAUCUCAAUUUAAACAGAAAAUUUACGUGGACGUUCGUUAUAGCACAAGUUACCCAUGCUAUCAUUGGAGCUGAUUUUUUGGCCCAUUUUGGUAUUCAAGUUGAUCUAAAACACAGAAAACUUAUUGAUUCUUAUACUACAACAACACAAUACUGCCAAGUCAGAGACACAGAAGUUUUGGGUGUAAAGGCUAUCCAUUUAGCAGAUAUCAUUACAGAAUUGUUAACAAAAUAUUCAAAUAUACUUGGACCCAUUUGUCAAACACAAACUGAAAUAAAUACCUUUCAUUUUAUUGAAACAAAAGGCCCACCUGUCUAUUCAAAACCCAGACGUUUAUCACCAGAUAAAUUAUCUAUUGCUAAAGAAGAAUUCCAAAAGCUCAUUGAACAGGGUAUUUUACGACCAUCGUCAUCUAACUGGGCAAGUCCAUUACAUUUGACUAAGAAGAAAAAUGGUACUUGGAGAGUUUGUGGCGAUUAUCGUCGACUCAACGCAGUCACGAAACCUGAUCGCUACCCUAUUCCACACAUACAAGACAUAACAUAUGAUUUACACAACAAAGCAUAUUCUCAACCAUUGAUUUAA
This is a messenger RNA of Sitophilus oryzae (rice weevil), 1440 nucleotides long. RefSeq lists its product as uncharacterized. The transcript has 2 exons. Lineage: Eukaryota; Metazoa; Arthropoda; Insecta; Coleoptera; Curculionidae. The record is from RefSeq and is a predicted model, not a curated record. Bases 1 to 1440 code for a protein of 479 amino acids.